AUGGCCAACAAUGGAUAUGAUAGCUCUUCUAGUGAUGAGACAGGUGCCAACAUAAUAUUUUUGGAAAUGUUCGAAAACUACCAAAGGAAAAAAGCAGCGAAGAAGGAGAAGACCUCGAUGGUUGUCCAUGGGGGUACAUCAUCACAACGACGUACUAUACCAAGAGAUCGAGUAAGUGCCCAUGAAAACCUUUUUGAAAAUUACUUCUCUAACCAUCCGUUGUAUCCCCUUUCAGAUUUUCGUAAUAGAUUUCGCAUGAGGCGUGAGUUGUUUAAUCGAAUAAUGGAACAAAUUGUCCCUUUCGACGAUUACUUCAAACAAAAGCCUGAUACCACUGGAAAGCUUGGUUUCUCACCACAAGUGAAGAUCACAGCUGCCAUGCGUAUGCUUGCAUAUAGUACGACAGCUAACCUUAAUGAUGAUUACUUGAAGAUAGUAGAGACCACAUCCUUUGAAGCUUGCAAGAGAUUUUAUCAUGCAGUCAACAACUUAUACGGAGCUGAAUAUCUUCAUAAAUCAACGGACGUUCUGCGGGUUCGAUAUUAUCUGAAUGGGAAACAAUACAAGCAAGAUUACUAUCUUGCAGAUGGAAUAUAUCCAAAGUGGAACACAAUUGUCCAGUCAUUUUCGGAUCCUCAAGGACGACAACAUCAAUUAUUCUCUAUGAUGCAAGAGGCGUAUCGUAAGGAUGUGGAGAGAGCUUUUGGAAUUCUUCAAGCUCGUUUUGCAGUUGUCGCGAUGUCUGCCUACCAAUGGUACCGAGAAGACAUUUGGGAGGUACUGAAGACUUGCAUAAUUCUUCACAAUAUGAUUAUUGAAGAUGAGGGUGACCAAGACGACAUAACUCCUGCUGAGGACACACCAUAUCAUGUGGAGGAGGCUCUGGUACCGCAUGAACAUGGAUCACACAAUAUACAGUUAGAAUCUAUUAAUCGAAGCAUAAUAAAUUAUCCAACUAUCCACUACAACCUUCGAUUUGAUAUCAUUCAACACUUGUUGGAGCAAUAUGGAACAUAA
This is a messenger RNA of Prunus mume (Japanese apricot), 1017 nucleotides long. Lineage: Eukaryota; Viridiplantae; Streptophyta; Magnoliopsida; Rosales; Rosaceae. The record is from RefSeq and is a predicted model, not a curated record.